AUGUCUGUGGUGAGCGCGGUUCCGUUCAUGAGGUCGUCCCACAUGCGCUCUCCGGUGCCGCAGGGCCGGAGACACACGCUGCCGGCCAGCGAGUUUCGCACCCUCAGCCCGGAGGAUGCCAUCAGUGUGUUUGAGAUAGAAAGAGAAGGUAAGAAAACUUCAUUCAAUUACUUUGAGAUACCUUUAAACUUGGCUGUUCCGAUAGUUAUUUGCAUCUUUACGCACGGAGACGUUUUGCGUUUUUUUUUUCUUUCACGACUAGAAGCAACAGCAGCAUCUGUUUUCAUACACGACAUGUUUACGUAGAAAAAAUCAAGUUCUUAUUCUUAUUUUUUUUUAAAAAGCAAGUUCUUAUUCACAAGAAGGUGAAAACUCGUUCCUUAAGACAGAGGUGAGAUUUUUUGUCUCGGUUAUCUAUGUUUGUUCUGUUCGGAUAUUCUGGUAAUAUCGGUCCUCCUCUUCCUCACAGCCUUCAUCUCAGUGUCCGGAGAGUGUCCCCUUCACCUGGACGAGGUGCGUCACUUCCUCAGCCUGUGCCCUGAGCUGUCUUUAGGCUGGUUCGAGGAGGGACGGCUGGUGGCUUUCAUCAUCGGCUCACUGUGGGACCAGGAGAGGCUUACCAUGGUAAGGCUGAGUGCAGGGACACCUGGACGCUGAUUUACCUGGGCAGACGAGCUGGACUAGUAGGGGGAUAUGCAAGAUGAGGUUUAAAACAGAUUUACAGAGGAGAUUUUAGAAGAUUUCCUAACAAAUUUACUCACGAGGGCUGGUAUGGAUUUAAUACAGAUAAAGAUAUAAUUUGAAAAAAGGCAGGAAAAGUUUGAAAGUUGAGGUAGAGAUACAAUGAAACACAGUCUGUAAGUAAAAAAUAAAUAAAUAAAUAAAGAUUUCUUAGUUUUCUUCGAGGUUCAUGAUUUCAAACCCUGAUAAUAAUUUCAUGAGCAAUCAUAGUUGUACAACAGGCAUGGAGUAAGAGGGUAGAUAGGGGUCUGUGCACUCCUCAUAAUCAGAUGGGCUACUCCAGAGUCCCUAACUCUUUAAUGCCUCUUGUAUUAUAUUUGAUACAUACUUUUAUACACUUCUAUCAAAUCAAUAUGAUCAAUAAAUUACUAAAAAACACCUGAAUACAGUCCGAUAAAUGAUAAAAAUGUCCUCUUGUAGUUUAUCAGUUUCCAAAUACAUCUAAUGUAUCAAACUAGAGUAAUAAAUAUAUUUGUUCAAUUUGAAGAACAUUUAGAUUUUUUUGGUUUUCAGUAGUAAGUCAAAUAAACAUUUCAGCUCCAAAAAAAUCAGAAUUUUCUGAUCAUAAUUUGUGGUGUCAGGCAUUAAAUGGAUACCCAUAAUCGGCUAUCUGGACUUCUUUUGUUUUGUUCUACUUCAUUUCUUUGGACAGAAAUCUUGUAAAUUUUUUAAGGAUUUAAGAUGAGAGGAUGUUUUUAAAAUACCGUUUCAUUGGUUUUUGAUAUCUAUAAUACCCCGAUGUAAGAGAUCAACUGUUUGUAGUUAGAAAGAAAGGAUGCUUCUGCUGCACAAAACAGUAACAGUAUACACGUUUCAAACUCAACAUAAUGCUGUAUUAUUCCUGUAAAGACUUGGUCCACUUAACUUUACUGUUUAAAAGUUCGGGAUGUUUUUGCUGACUGAUAACAGGGAAAAAUCAUGAGAGGCUUAAAUUUAGGAUAGGUGUGUUUUGUUUUGUACGAUAAGAGGUUAAAAAUGCGCUUGGGUGCAUUAUCUCACCACGAAUUCAACAAGAACUUCUUCUCCUCUCUUGUCCAGGACGCUCUCACUCUCCAUAAGCCCCAUGGGACUACAGUCCACAUCCACGUACUGGCCGUCCACCGCACCUUCCGCCAGCAGGGCAAAGGCUCCAUCUUGAUGUGGCGUUACCUGCAGUACCUGCGCUGCCUGCCCUAUGUCCGCCGCGCUGUGCUCAUGUGUGAAGACUUCUUAGUCCCUUUCUACCAAAAGUCGGGCUUCAAGGUGCAGGGCCCCAGUGAGAUCACUGUGGGUCCCCUCACCUUCAUUGAAAUGCUUUACCCAGUCAGGGGCCACGCCUUCAUGAGGAGAAACAGCGGGUGUUGAGCUCAGAGACUUGAUGGGGAUCCUUUUUGGGACACAUGAUGGGACACUCUCCCUCCUGGAGCAGGAUAAGGGGAAGUCAGAGC
Messenger RNA from Xyrichtys novacula (pearly razorfish), 2168 nucleotides. Lineage: Eukaryota; Metazoa; Chordata; Actinopteri; Labriformes; Labridae. The record is from the annotation of a GenBank genome assembly.